CGUCAUCUACACAGCGACCCUCCAACUUUCCCCUUUCCCGCCCAUAAAUAUAUGCACAGCUCCCUCACCUCUCGCUCACUCGAUCCCAGCUAGCCUCCGACUCAUCUCUCUCCCUCGCUCUAGUCCCCAAUACCUCUCCAACAUACUCGUAUUGGUUCGUGGGCAACAAUGGCGAGGAGCCGCCCGGCCGUCCUCUUGUCCCUCGCCGUUGUGGCGUUGGCGGCCACGGCGCUGGCUCCGGCGCCGGCGGCGGCGACCAAGUACAACAUCACCAAGCUGCUGGCGCCGUACAAGCAGUACUCGAGGUUCAACGAGAUGCUGUCCAGGACGCGGCUGGCGUACGACAUCAACCGGCGGCAGACCAUCACGGUGCUCGCCGUCGACAACGCGGCCAUGUCGGCGCUGGACCACUACUCGCUGCAGACCAUCCGGCACAUCCUCUCGCUGCACGUCCUCGUCGACUACUACGGCGACAAGAAGCUCAAGAAGCUCGCCCACGGCUCCACCGCCUCUUCCUCCAUGUAUCAGGCCACCGGCGCCGCGUCAGGCAUGUCCGGGUACGUGAACAUCACCCGCAAGGACGGCAAGGUCAGCUUCACGACGGACGACGCCGACGCCACCGCGAAGCCCACCCGGUACAUCAGGUCCAUCAAGGAGUACCCCUACGACAUCGCGGUGCUCGAGGUGAGCUCCAUCAUCUCCUCCGCCGACGCCGAGGCGCCCGUGCCGCCGCCGGCGCCCGUCGACCUCGUCGAGCUCCUCUCCAAGAAGUACUGCAAGUCCUUCGCGUCCCUCCUCUCGGCCAACGCCGACGUGCUCCGCACCUUGAACGAGACCAAGGACAACGGGCUGACGCUCUUCUGCCCCGUCGACUCCGCCGUCGCGGCGUUCGCGGCCACCUACAAGAACCUCACGGCCAAGGCCAAGACGGCCAUCCUGCUCUACCACGGCGUGCCGGACUACUUCUCGCUGCAGCUGCUCAAGUCCAACAACGGCAUGGUCACCACGCUCGCCACCGCCAGCGAGAACAAGAAGGACUACAGCUACGACGUGCAGAACAAGGGCGAGACGGUCACCCUCCAGACCAGGGUCGUCACCUCCAGCAUCACGGCCACCGUCGGCGACAUGGAGCCGCUCGCCGUCUACGCCGUGAACAAGUUCCUCAAGCCGAAGGAGAUAUUCAAGGUCGUCGAGGCACCCGCGCCCGCACCAGAGCCGUCCAAGAAGAAGAGCAAGGCAGCUGACGGCGGAGAUGACUCGUCCGACGAUUCCGGCGACGUGACGGCCGACAAGGGCGACGCUGCGCCAGCCGCCAUGCUCGCUCGGUGGGUGGCCGCAGCCACAACAGCGGUAGCGGCAUUUGCGUUGAUGGGCUAAAUAAUUGUUUCAAAUCUUAUUAUUCUUUUUAUUUUCAUGGUAAAUUGUUUUCCUAUUUAAUGGCGCACGGCAAAGGGGGAAAAUUGAAACACAUUGUUCUGCAUGCGCCCUGUAGCAAGAAACGUGGAGGAAGGAACUCGGGAUUGUGGCUUGUAGUGCUUUGAGUUUUCGUCGAUUAGCUUGAUGUCGAUGUAAUUAUUUUGUAAUUAAUACAGUUGUUGUCAGAGUUUGAAAAGAAGUCAGGAAUGGUUUCACGUGGUUAAA
Molecule: messenger RNA, 1641 nt
Organism: Panicum virgatum (switchgrass)
Lineage: Eukaryota; Viridiplantae; Streptophyta; Magnoliopsida; Poales; Poaceae
Product: fasciclin-like arabinogalactan protein 2
Exons: 2
Coding region: 169-1377 (402 amino acids)
Cellular component (GO): plasma membrane
Source: RefSeq, a predicted model, not a curated record